Populus euphratica (Euphrates poplar) is the source of this 1495-nucleotide messenger RNA. RefSeq names its product GDSL esterase/lipase At5g33370-like. Gene Ontology annotation, molecular function: hydrolase activity, acting on ester bonds. The coding region runs from base 157 to 1263 and encodes 368 amino acids. NCBI's taxonomy places the organism in Eukaryota, Viridiplantae, Streptophyta, Magnoliopsida, Malpighiales, Salicaceae. The transcript has 5 exons. The record is from RefSeq and is a predicted model, not a curated record.
ACUACCACUGCUAAUUUGAGUUUAGAUUUGCUGGUUGUUUACAUCCAUGGCGGUAGAGCCAGAAGUUGUAUAUAUAUACACGUCCAUCCUCUAUCUUUCAUCCACAGGUAAUUUUUCAGUAGAAGUAUUCUCUUCUGGAAUUCUUUGACCAUUUCAAUGGCUGCGAAAUCAUCUGCUUGCAGUUCUUAUUGGGUGGUCUUAGGACUGGCAGUGGUGCUGGCAGCCAUUGUUCACCGAGCUGACGCAAGGGCUUUCUUUGUGUUCGGUGAUUCACUAGUCGACAGUGGCAACAACAACUACCUGGCAACAACUGCUCGAGCCGAUUCACCCCCUUAUGGAAUCGAUUAUCCAACGCGUCAAGCAACAGGCCGAUUCUCGAAUGGCCUCAACAUUCCUGAUAUUAUCAGUGAGCAAAUGGGCUCAGAAUCCCCAUUGCCUUACCUGAGUCCCGAGCUAAGAGGACAAAGACUGCUUGUUGGUGCCAACUUUGCUUCGGCCGGAAUCGGAAUCCUUAAUGACACUGGAGUUCAGUUUAUAAACAUAAUAAGAAUGCAUAGACAAUUGGAGUAUUUCCAACAAUACCAGCAACGAGUCGGUGCACUCAUCGGAGCAGAGCAGGCCAAGCGACUAGUCAAUCAAGCACUUGUCCUGAUUACCGUUGGCGGGAAUGAUUUUGUCAACAACUAUUACUUGGUUCCAUCUUCUGCAAGGUCUCGCCAAUACGAUUUACCAGAUUAUGUUAAGUAUCUCAUUUCUGAGUACCGAGAACUAUUGAUGAAGCUGUAUAAUCUUGGGGCACGCCGAGUUCUGGUGACCGGAACUGGACCUCUGGGCUGUGUUCCAGCAGAGUUGGCAACGAGGAGCACAAAUGGUGGUUGCUCAGAAGAACUACAGCGAGCGGCUGCCCUGUAUAAUCCACAACUUGAGAGCAUGAUAAAGGAUGUCAACAGAAAAAUCGGCAGCAAUGUCUUUAUCGCUGCAAAUACUCACCAAAUGCACACUGAUUUUGUCAGCAAUCCUCAAGCAUAUGGAUUUACUACAUCAAAGACAGCAUGUUGUGGACAAGGACCUUACAAUGGCAUAGGACUGUGUACAACAUUGUCAAACUUGUGCCCUAACCGCGACCUCUAUGCAUUUUGGGAUCCAUUCCAUCCAUCAGAGAAGGCAAGCAGAAUUAUCGUACAACAGAUCAUGACAGGCUCCACCCAAUACAUGAAACCUAUGAACCUCAGCACCAUCAUGGCCUUGGAUUCUAGGUCCUGACGAUAAUUUUGUCAAGAAUCUACCUUCUUAAUCGCCAUAACUUAAUUCAACCCAGUUCCAUUUAUGUUCUUCAGUUUUUUUUGUUGCAUUUGUGUUUGCUAUCAUGGGAUUUUAUACCUAUGAGGCUUGAAUUAAAUUAUGUCUGUAAUGUAAGUUGCAAUUACAGCUAAACAGCUUCAUGAAUAAUUGAAAUUUUCUAUGCAUUCUCGCACAUCCAUUGUGUUUGUGUUCA